Messenger RNA from Olea europaea var. sylvestris, 698 nucleotides. Its product is annotated as ras-related protein RHN1-like. The record is from RefSeq and is a predicted model, not a curated record. Lineage: Eukaryota; Viridiplantae; Streptophyta; Magnoliopsida; Lamiales; Oleaceae. Gene Ontology annotation, molecular function: GTP binding; GTPase activity. The coding region runs from base 72 to 680 and encodes 202 amino acids. The transcript has 7 exons.
CAUACCUUUAUUUUCUAUUUUUCUUGAAACCAGCGUUCAAUACAUUUGUAUAAAGAAAAAGAAAAACUCGAAUGGAGAGGCCCGGAAACAAGAUCUUGCAGUGCAAGCUGGUCCUUUUGGGGGACAUGGGAACUGGGAAAACCAGUGUAGUGCUAAGAUUUGUCAGAGGUCAAUUUUUCGACAACCAGUUUUUGAUGCAGGAACCAACUAUAGGAGCAGCUUUCUUUACUCAGAUAAUAUCAUUACCUGAAGCCACAGUGAAAUUUGACAUAUGGGACACAGCAGGGCAAGAAAGGUACCACAGUUUAGCUCCAAUGUACUACCGGGGUGCUGCAGCCGCCAUCGUUGUUUAUGAUAUCACAAGCAUGGAUACAUUUAUAAGAGCCAAAAAAUGGGUUGAAGAACUCAGAGGGAAAGCCAGUACAAAUAUGGUGAUGGCAUUGGUGGCAAACAAAUCCGACUUAGAAUCAAGUAGAGAGGUCAAGACUGGGGACGGGGAGCAAUUUUCUGAUGAAAACGGGAUGUUCUUCAUGGAAACAUCUGCAAAAACUGCUCAAAAUAUUAAUGAGCUCUUCUAUGAAAUAGCAAUACGAUUGGCCAAAACAAUUCUUUCACAGCCCGUUGGGAUGACAUUGCAGAAUAAAGCUCACAGGAAAAUAUUGUUUUGUUGCUCGAGUUGACAAGUUACAUUACAUAUU